This is a messenger RNA of Rhizoctonia solani, 1794 nucleotides long. Its product is annotated as Retrotransposable element Tf2 protein. Gene Ontology annotation, biological process: DNA integration. NCBI's taxonomy places the organism in Eukaryota, Fungi, Basidiomycota, Agaricomycetes, Cantharellales, Ceratobasidiaceae. The coding region runs from base 1 to 1794 and encodes 597 amino acids. The record is from RefSeq and is a predicted model, not a curated record. The transcript has 2 exons. Gene Ontology annotation, molecular function: nucleic acid binding.
AUGGGUGCCAUACUCAGCCAACAAGGAAAAGAUAACUGCCUACACCCAGUUGCCUAUAUGUCCAAAUCAUUCUCAGGAGCCAAAGCUAACUACAAUACCCAUGAUAAGGAGCUUCUGGCCAUCAUCAAAGCACUGGAAGAAUGGCGCAUCUUUUUGGAGGUAAUGGAUAAACUGGUCCAGGUUGACUUCAACUUUGAAAUACAUUACCGCCCAGGGAAGCAAUCAGGGAAGCCCAAUGCCUUGUCAAGAUGGUCAGACUACAAAGAUGAUCCCCAAGAACCAGAGAUUAUGCUCCCAGCAGAAGUCUUUGCCAACACCUUGGAGGAAGAACUAGAAAUUGUCACAGAAAUACAUUCCAAAUUGAGAGAAGACCCCUCCCUUAAAGCAAUCAUCCAGUUCCUGACAGAAGGCGCGGACAAUGCACCCCCUUCAAUUCAAAAAGCCUACCAGGAUUAUGAUUGGGAAGAAGAUCUGUUAUGGUACCAAGGAAAAUUAGUGGUCCCAGACUUGGAAACCCUGAAAGAGAGAUUGCUCAAAGAAUUUCAUGACUCUCCCUUGGUGGGCCAUCCAGGACAACAGCGCACCCUAGAACUCCUCAGUCAAAACUACUGGUGGCCAGGAAUGAAAUCCUUGGCCAAGGAAUGGGUGGAAUGUUGCCCCACUUGUCAAGCCAACUGUUGCGCCCAUGCUCCUGUCAUUGCCUUAAAACCUUUGGAAGUCCCACCAUAUCCUUUCCACACAAUCUUGUAUGAUUUCAUCACAGGAUUCCCUAAAUCACAAGGGUUUGACACAAUCCUGGUUGUCAUAGACUCCUUCUCCAAGUUUGGACACUUCAUCCCAACAACCAAGAAAGUCUCAGCCAAGGGCCUAGCAGAGCUGUUCAUUUCACACGUUUGGAAAUUGCAUGGGUUACCAGUCAAAACAAUCUCAGACAGGGGCACCAUGUUUACAGGAAAAUUCCUCAGGGCACUCUACCAGUGUCUUGGAGUAAAACCAGCUUUCUCAUCAGCUUACCAUCCAGAGUCUGAUGGACAAACAGAGAGAGUGAACCAGUUCAUUGAGUUUUACCUUAGAUCAUAUGUUGCGGCAGAUCACUCAGACUGGGCCACCUGGUUACUGCUGGCAGAGUAUGCAUACAACAACGCCAUACACGCUGCCACUGGGAAAACCCCCUUCAAAUUGGUCUAUGGAAGAAAUCCUGUCAUGAACCCAUCCAACAUCCCAGCAAAUGUCCCAGAAGCCAACCAAGUGGCCAACACCCUAGCCUGGGAAUGGAAAGAAGCAGAAGCUGCUCUCAGGAUGACUAAGGAAAGAAUGGCAGGGAAUAAGGGGAUAAUUCCAGAAUAUUCCAUUGGAGAAAAAGUAUGGCUAGAUGCAAAAAACAUUGAAAUCAGGUCAAACUCCAACAAAUUAGACCCAAGGCGCCUAGGACCUUUUGAAGUAACCAAGAAAAUCUCCAGCCAUGCGUACUGCCUCAAGCUCCCCAAAUCCCUAAAAAUCCACAACAUUUUCUAUGUGGGUCUGCUAUCCAAAUCCUACAAGUCCCCAAGUCAACCAUUCCCAGAAAAACCUCCCCCUGAAACAAUAGAGGGAGAAGAAGAAUAUGAAGUAGAACAAAUCAUUGACUCCAAACAACAACAGGGGAAAUGGUUUUACUUGAUAAAAUGGAAAGGUUACGGACCUGAAGACAAUUCUUGGGAACCAGAGGAAUUGCUAGAACAUAGCCAGGACAAGAUUAAGCGCUUCAACCAGGCUAGACUCAAAAAGGCUUGUGACACUGCCAAGAGCCUUUAA